This is a messenger RNA of Pseudoliparis swirei, 3425 nucleotides long. It is a transcript of the gene capn10, whose product is annotated as calpain 10. Gene Ontology annotation, biological process: proteolysis. NCBI's taxonomy places the organism in Eukaryota, Metazoa, Chordata, Actinopteri, Perciformes, Liparidae. The transcript has 13 exons. The record is from RefSeq and is a predicted model, not a curated record. Gene Ontology annotation, cellular component: cytoplasm. Bases 383 to 2374 code for a protein of 663 amino acids. Gene Ontology annotation, molecular function: calcium-dependent cysteine-type endopeptidase activity.
CGUUCUUUUGCCACAUGCAUUCAGCCGCCGACAGGGUGCAGUUCACGACACCGCCAGCAGGGGGCGGCCGUGUUCAGCUGCACAGGAAGGAUUCCCUUCAUGGAGGCGCCGCUGGGUGUCUCGGCGGAAGAGACUCUAUGUGCGUUUAUACUCAGCAACAAGGAUGGGCACGGUUUGAAUGUAACUGUUUAUCAUAACGAAACCUGUCGUGCGUCUGGGUCAAAACAAGCGGGAUGUGUUUGCGGCUGUGAAACGUCGAUAAGAUGAAGCGACCCGGAGACACGACGCUGCGCGUGAGCAGUUUAAGCUAACGGUGUCAUGCACAGAGGCCAUGAGGAUGGUCACAGCGGGCUGAGGUUCACCCACUGACCAAGCAGGAGCCAUGAAAGAAGCUGGCGGAGCAGAGUGUGGAGGCGAGGCCCUGUUCGAGGACCAGGACUUCCCCUCGGACGACACCUCCCUGUUCUCGGACGGCUCCACGCCCAUCGCCAGGCUACAGGGUGAAAUCACCUGGCGACGUCCGCAGGAGAUCUGCCAGUCGCCAUCUCUCUUCCCUGACAACAUCAGCCUGGGUCAUGCAAAACAAGGCUUGUUAGGAGACUGCUGGGUUCUCUGUGCCUGCACCUUCUUGCUCAAGAACCAACUGCUACUGAACAAGGUGUUUCCUCCAGAGCAGCCCCAGUGGGGUGACAGCAGAUACAGCGGCUCCUUCCAGUUUUGUUUUUGGCAGCAGGGACACUGGACCGAAGUGACCAUCGACGACCGCCUGCCCUGUAUCAAUUCCACUCUCUGCUUCUCACGCUGCCACUCCCCCACUGCCUUUUGGGUAGCUAUGUUGGAGAAAGCCUAUGCCAAGCUUCAUGGCUCAUAUGAGCGGCUGUGGGCAGGGCAGGUGUCCGAGGCCCUGGUGGAUUUCACCGGGGGCCUGGCUGAACGCUGGAGCUUGGGAGAGGUGAAGGAGGAGCAGAGGCCAGAACAAGACAGUGACCAGGUCAGGGGGAGAAGCCUGGACCUGAACCUUCUGUAUCCAGUGAAAGACGAGUGUGCGGUUAGCUGCUCCACUCGCAGCAACCCAGCAGGUGCCAGUGAGCUCGGUGAGUACCAUGCGCUGACUGUCAUGGAGUGGUUGGAUGUCCAGAUGUUGUCAGGGGGCAAAGUUCUGCUGCUCAGGAUCAGAAACCCCUGGGGAAGAUGCUGCUGGGGAGGGGCCUGGAUAGGGAGUGGUUUGGGUUGGAGUUCCGUCGACCCGGUUUCUGCUUUGGACCUACAAGCCAGGGUUGCGGAGGGCGAGUUCUGGUUGGAUGAAACCGAAUUUCUGUCCCAGUUUGAUGAUGUCACAGUGGGCUACCCCAUCAGUGAUGAGGGGCACCUAAAGAGCAUCUAUACUGGAAAUCUGCUGCCACACAGCCGUCAGCUGGCUGGCCGGUGGGUGAGAGGGCACUCUGCCGGCGGCAGCCGAAACAGCAGCAGCUACGGCAGCAACCCAAAGUUGUGGCUCAAAGUGUGCGAGAGAGGAGAGGUGCUGGUGUCCCUGCUGCAGCAUCGAACAUGGAGAACCCCAGAGCAAAGCGCACAGACGGCACUCGAGGAUGGCAAGAACACGACACGCCAGCACUACCAGGCUAUUGCUCUGCACAUGUGGAAGGUGGCGAAAAGGCGCUUUCGUCUCAGCCGGAUGUUGAACAAGCCUCCUUGUGCUUCUUCUCGCUGCCAUUCCUAUGAGAGAGAGGUGGUUGUCCGUGAGCAGCUGGAGCCUGGACACUACCUGCUGAUCCCCAGCACCUACCAGGCGGGAGCUGAGGCCCGCUUCCUCAUCAGGGCCUUUUCCUCCUCUUCCAUAUCCCUCAGUGCCCUGACAAGCCCAGCGCCUGCACUGCCAUUGACCACAGAUGCAGAGUGGGAGUCCAGUUACUUCCGGGGCUCGUGGGUGGAGGGAAGGACCGCCGGAGGAAGCCGGAAUUUCCUGUCUCACUGGCAGAACCCAUGCUUCCCUUUUACAGUUAGUGAUGAGUCAGCAGUGACAUCAGGAGUUAAUGUCAGGAUCACGCUGCACCAGAGCCGCCCGGACACUGAUCUUCACCCUAUUGGCUUCCACAUUUAUAAGUUUCCAGAAGGUGAAUCUGAGCAGACUUUACCAAGGCACGAGGAUCCGGCAGCCAGUUGUGUCCCUCACUGCUACACACAGGAUGUCAGUCUGGCCUGCCGUCUGCCCCCCGGAGACUACACCAUAGUGCCGUCCACCUAUCAGCCGGACCGCUCGGCAAACUUCACCCUCGGCCUGGAUCUCAGGACACACAGGAAAGUGGUGAAAAGCCAGGAGAGACUGGGAAGAGCCAUUCAGGAGGUCUCUCACAUCUCUGUGAUGCAAAGCUAGCUCUCUGGCACUGUUGCUGCUCGACUGACGUCGGCUCACCUCCCGGUGCCUCUUGGCCCAUGAUGAAAGAACCAGUUCUCCCAUCCACCCUCGCCACGGAGGCUGUGGAUGUGUGUGUGUGCGUAUUUGUACCACUAGUGGCUGAGAAGGCAGGCAGGCUGAUUUAGUGGGAAUCCUGAAAACCCCUUUAUUCUGAACCGCUGAGGGCCGAUGGGCAGCCACUCACUCAUUGCCGAUUAGGACUUCAGAGGUUGUCGGUGGGCUGGGCUGCUAAUGAAGUAUGACGGGACUUGGUGGUGUAAACAAACAGCCGCAAUUGAAGAGGGCCGCCGCUGCUCUUGCUCAUUCACUCACUGGUAGGCCUGCCGGCCUGGAACAAAGGGUCCUCUCAUGAAGGUCCUCACAGAGGCACCGGGGGCGAGGGGUUGGUCUGACAGCAGAGAUAACCAAACCACACCAUAAUGUGCCAUACCAUGCCAGAGCCAUCCCUCACCCCUAAACACUCUACUCCUUGCCUUGCCUGUAUUGUUCGUCUCAAGACACGGAACCUUUUUUUCCUCAGUCCUCGUUCCCAAACAUGCUCCCCAUUAGGACUAACACUGAAGCCAGGCUGGACCCAAAGAACCCCACUUUGUUCUUGACUCCAUACUCGCCCCCCCCCCCCCCCCAGCUCCCUUUUUGUUCCCCCAGACUCGGUCCACAACUUUGCCUGGACCCUGAACAGACCCACGGUUUGAAGUUGCCGCGAGAACAGAUGGCAAGCGGAUGGAUGAAAGUGAUGAAACGAGGGGAUGCGGCACAUCAGAGGAAGCCGGUUCAUCAAAUGAAGCCGCCAGCCCUUGUUGUGUUGAGGCUGCGUAUGUGUGGUGGUGUGUGUGUCUGCCUGCGCGUAGCCACGUCUGUGUCAAAGUCACAGGGUUUCUGAUGACUCAUUAGAUCCAGUGUGAACAGAGACUUUUGUGAAGCUAUAAUUGACUGAUUAGAGUGGUACAGUGAUGUGUAUUUAUGAUGGUUGGAAGUUAAACAAUAUGAAUAAAGCAUUAAAAGCUAA